GCAGUUACUAUACAAAUUGCACGUCAGCCUGUGACGCUCCUGCUCCUAACUCCCCUGUAUGUAUGUAUACCUGUGCUGAGGUUCAGAGGCGCAUACGUGUUUCUUUAGCAUUGACAAAUCCCUUCCUUAACACCGUCAUUCAACUAUAUCUCAGGUUAACGCAGGACAUUACAGAGCUCUGUAUUGGCUUCAUAUAAUAUCAGAGCCGAGCCCUGUGGUUCCCGCUUUGGUACGUGUCGUUGACUCGGCGUCAACUAUGAGUUCGUCCGCAAGGAUUUUCUGAGGACUGGAAAAAAAAAUCCGAGGCAGCAGAGGAGAGUUCCUACAUACAAGAGCACAAGGCCAAUCACUCGUCCGCUUUUGGACGGAGAAGAGUUCGGAUAGUGAAGAGACCGGUAAAUGUGAUUUGCCAUGCGAAAGGCGACAUUACAGUUCCCGAGUAGAUGACAACGGCGACGGGUGCCAUCAUUAAGCGCUGUCGGUCCAGGUUGGCUUGUAGCUCAUAUGCUUAGAGCUCAAUAAAGUAACAAGCGCGAGGAUGCGAGGGCGGGGUGGAGGCGCAUGACAACAGAUAGGGAGAAAACAAAGCAGUAAAGUGAGGAGUUGACGGGCGAUCCAUAAGUCAUCAAAUGCCGAUCGUGGGAAGUUUACGAAGCUACCUGUGGAUUUGUGCUACAGCGCAAGGUGCUGCCAAGGAGGGGGUGCCGUUUUAAGACCGCCCGCAAGGGCAGAGAGAUAGAAGUAAAGAGAGCGGAUGCGUAAUUCUCCUACAGAUGCGAGAGCGAGAUACGACGAAAUGAGUCGCGAAUCUGAGAUGCCUGCAGCACCAGGAGGAGGAGGAGGAGGAGGAGUGGAGCUCGGAGCUACCGGCUGGGAACGCAGCAGGUCACUGUGGGGAGGGGAGCCCAGGGAGCGAGAGCGCAGACGGUAGCAUUCAAACUGUAGAGUUCGUUGAUCUCUAAUAAUAGAAUUUUCUUUCGUCGUUUUCUCUAGAUCUCCAGCCCCCCGCGAUAUGCGACCUGCUGCUGCACCGAUGCCAGACGUGAACUGUAACUCGUGCUUGAUUUGCGACCGGUGAUGAGUCGAGACAUGCACUACUGGUUAGACAAUUAUCUGACCGCCUUUGAUUAGCUGCCCGCGCGCACUGCCGAGGAGUAAUUAGCGGCUCCGGGCUUGCAGCUCGCAGCUGGACCAGGGUCCCCUGCGUGCAUGUGCAUGCUGACUGAUACUCUUCCCGGCUCCUGGCGAAAAGAUCUCCCUACAGCACGAGCCCUACAGCAGCCCGGCUUCCGCCCGAGCUUUGCCUAUAUUAUGGCAUCAUUGACAACUUCCAAGUCGUCAAUCACUCAGAGUCUGCCGUCGGUGAAUCCCCCAAUUCUUCCACUCUCGCGUUCCCCUCCUCCCUUCCUGCAUUAGACGUCCGUCCUCUCAGCUCGCCCCAAGAUCCUCGGCGAACGUUGUUCCAGUCUUACGGACAAGCCCUCAGAUUGCUGAAGAAGUUACGGUAAGGUCUUCGUGUCGAGGAAUUCUCAGCGCAAGGCCGACUGAUUUCGCAGCUGAGGUAGCUCAGAUGGUAUCUGGAGCUGGCUUGACUCGAGCGGGAAGUUAAGCAGGUUUCGAGUGCUGAUACUCACAUCUCGGUGCUCCCGACGCAUUCGAGCGGCAGUUAGCAUUCAGUUCUUGGCAUGCACCAGGCUUCGUCCACUUUCAGUAGCUGGCUGCGUCCCUGACCUCGCGGAAGCCCGGGUGCAUUCGGGAACGCGCAGCGCAGCCAUCUCUGGCUCUGAUUACCACCUCGUCGUCGCCUGCAUUCUCAUCACAAUAUGCCCUCUUGGCGUCGGUCGACUUCCUCGUCGACGACAUAGCAUCUGCCCCUCACCAGUUGUCACCUGCUUGCACACGGAGCAACGUCGCAGGACCGAAGGCAAACGAGCUGUUUUCCUUUCACCGUUACGAGCGAGCCUGCGUGGGUCGGAAGUGGUAGCCGAUCAGAGCGAUUUCGGCACAAGUCGAUCGGCGCGGACCUCAGAUUUUGGAGAUUUUCAUGUCAAAAAGCUGUGAGGAUACGGUCUACCGAUAGUGGAGAGAGUACUGGUGUGAGUGACGAAGCGUAGUGUCCACAGCACCGAGGUGAAGUCGAGACCCGAGAGCAGCCUCAGCGAGCCGCAUUGUCGAAAUGGAUCCCAAUUCCACAUCGUGGGUGCUCAAGCAGGGCUACCUGCUUCUCAUAGCCGCCUCGCUAGCAGCUGGCUCAGUGGCAGCAGCCGUGAUGUAUAGGCUGUACUACCUGAUGAAUCCCAAACGCAAAGCUGCGUCGAGCUGGCCGCCAACGCCUCCUGGGUACCCAAUAUUCGGGCAUCUCCACCUUCUGGGGGCGCAGCCUCACAUGGACAUGUUCAAGCUAGGACAAAAGUAUGGUCCCUUGUUUCACCUCCGCAUGGGUUGCACGGAUGCGCUCGUCGUUUGCUCUGCUGCCAUGGCGAAGGAGGUUCUCAAAAUUCACGACCGAGCGUUUGCGUCACGUACCAAUGGGGCCUGCGUCGAGAUUUUCUCCCACAACUUUCAGGACGUCGCCGGUGCUCCCUACGGCGCGCAUUGGAGAUCGAUGCGAAAGAUCUGCCUGCUGGAGCUGUUUACUCCGAAGCGACUCGAGUCGUUUCAGUACAUGAGGAACGAGGAAACCUCGUCCCUGGUGCAGAACAUGCUGGAGGAGUCCCACUCCGGCAACGCUGUGACUAUGAGCCUGAAGCUCACGCAGCUCACAUUGAAUGUCGUGACGCGGAUGGCCAUGGGCAAGAGCGUCAUCCGUUGGGGCUGCGGGGCCGAUGUUGCAGCCGAGUCCAAGAAGUUCCGUGACAUUAUUCAGGAGAUUUUCGUUCUGUCCGGCAUUGUGAACAAUCUGGGUGACUAUUUUCCAAGCCUCCGACGUUUCGACCUGCAAGGUUACGAGAAGCGCAUGAGAGCUGCCGUUCGAAGAUUCGACGACGUUGCUUACCAAAUGAUCGACGAGCAUCGGAAGGAGAAGAGGGAGCUGGCACAGUCCACAGACUUGUUGGACGUACUGUUGUCUCUUCCCGCCGGCGAGGAUGGAAAGCUGAGUGAUGUGAAAGUAGUAGCAGUCAUGCUGGAUAUUUUGACUGCAGGAGUGGAUACGUCCUCUAGUACGAUCGAGUGGGCUUUGACUGAACUCAUUAAAGAGUCCGAGAAAAUGAAGAGGGUGCAGGAAGAGAUCGAAUCAGUCGUUGGGACUGAGCGCAAAGUGGAGGAAUCUGAUCUCCCGAACUUCCCCUACCUCUACGCCAUUGUCAAGGAGACACUCCGUCUCCACCCUCCGGCCCCGUUGCUACUUCCUCACGAGUCCAUUGAGGCGUGCAAAUUGCAGGGCUACAACAUUCCUGCCAAAACUCGUCUAUAUGUGAAUGUGUUCGCAAUUGGCAGGGAUCCAACAGUGUGGGAUAGGGCGCUGGAUUUUCUCCCAGAACGAUUUCUUGAGUCACAAAUCGACUGCAGAGGGCAAAAUUUUGAGCUCCUGCCUUUUGGCUCGGGCAGGCGGAUAUGCCCAGGAAUGAGCUUGGGGUUGUCCAUGGUGCAGCUGACACUCUCUCGCCUACUUCACAGCUUCGACUUCGAACUACCUGCUUGGCAAAAGCGCGAAGACAUUGAUAUGAACGAGACAUUUGGUCUCACUUGCUACAAAACUGAGCCCUUGCAGCUGGUGCCCAAGCCACGAUUGUCAACCUGCAAAUUAUAUUGAUUAGCUACUUACGCCUCUUGACGCAAGUGUAAGAGUGAGCAGUGUUGGUAGGUUGUGUACAUUUACAUAUAUUAAAGUUCGGAACAAACUCGAACUUGCGAGUGAAAAGCGAUGUAAACCAUUCACAUACUUUAUUACAGAAAGUAUAUCAAUGAGAUUUAGUCGCAAUAGAUUAGGCAGAGAGGAAAAAUCCUACAGGCCCAUACAUGUGCAAGUGAAUGCAUACCGCGUUAAACCUGAGAGUUGAACCGGAUUACAUAAUCAUCCAGGAGAAUGCGGCUAUCAACGCAACUAGAAAAGACACUAAAGUUGUCAACAUGGCACUCAGAUGAUUCAGCUCAGCACUUACUGUACUCUUCUAUUCAAAUAACGUGAUUUAUAUUC
Molecule: messenger RNA, 4138 nt
Organism: Marchantia polymorpha subsp. ruderalis
Lineage: Eukaryota; Viridiplantae; Streptophyta; Marchantiopsida; Marchantiales; Marchantiaceae
Source: the annotation of a GenBank genome assembly